Messenger RNA from Chanos chanos (milkfish), 663 nucleotides. RefSeq names its product mitochondrial ribosomal protein L22 (gene mrpl22). The transcript is spliced from 7 exons. The record is from RefSeq and is a predicted model, not a curated record. Gene Ontology annotation, molecular function: structural constituent of ribosome. Gene Ontology annotation, biological process: translation. Lineage: Eukaryota; Metazoa; Chordata; Actinopteri; Gonorynchiformes; Chanidae. Gene Ontology annotation, cellular component: ribosome; mitochondrial large ribosomal subunit. The coding region runs from base 3 to 632 and encodes 209 amino acids.
ACAUGGCGACCUCCGCCUUGACAGGGGGUGGUCUCUCACACUUCAGGCGCUUUAUUGGACAGAUUCAGUCAAGUUUGCUCCGUCCAGGUCAGGCGUUAUCCCAAGCGUCCUGUCUUCAUGCCUCUGCAGCGCUGAACGGUAGACAGUGGGAGAGAAAAAAUCGCAUUUUGUAUCCACCGCAGACGAAAGAUGAGCCGCGCAGACCAGCUGAGAUAUAUCACUGCAGACGACAGAUAAAGUAUAGCAAAGACAAGAUGUGGUACUUGGCAAAGCUGAUCAGAGGCAUGACGAUCGACCAAGCACUUGCUCAGCUCGAGUUCAACGAUAAAAAGGGAGCUCAAGUGAUCAAAGAGGUCCUUUUGGAAGCCCAGGAAAUGGCCGUUAAGAAUCACAACGUUGAGUAUAAAUCCAAUUUGCACGUUGCCGAAUCCUUCUCGGGCAAGGGCAAGUACCUGAAACGCAUCCGUUACCAUGGCAGGGGCAUGUUUGGCAUCAUGGACAAAGUGAAUUGCCAUUAUUUCGUGAAGCUGGUCGAGGGGCCUCCACCGAAGCAGGAUCAAACCACGGGCUUUGACCUGGCAAAGGAGUACGUGGACCAACUGAAGAACCGCACGGUCAUCUGUUCGUUGUGAUGUUGUUUGUAAUGUGAUUAAGUUAGGGAUG